AAAACGCAAUCAAGAGACGCCAACAACAGCAGCAACCGCAGCAGAAUCGUUCGCGGCAACCGCAGCAGCAUGCCAUCUGCAUUGGGCGGCAGCAGAGGGCGUGGCAGCCAGGGAAGCACCUUGUGGGUGCUCCUCCUGCUGGCCACAGCUGCACUCAGUAGCAGAGCAGCGCCCACAUCGGAGGUAGCGGUGGAGCAGCCCCACUUGCGGGUUGGGGUGCAAGGCGACAUGCCCGCCCUGGUUGUGAAGGCAACCACCGCCAACGCAACACCGAAGGAAGGCAGUAGCAGCAGCAGCAGCAGCAGCACACCUGAGAGCACUCCCACCGAGCUGCCAGACGUCACGGGAAGAUUAGAGUUGGACAAAAAAGUGCCAAAGACAAACAUAAAACCUCCAGCCGUUUUUCCCAGCGAGACUGGCACCGCCAGCAGCAGAACCACCAAGAUCACACUUAUGGGCAAUGCAACGACUGGAAAAACACCAACAACAAAAAUAGACAGCGAUGACCACUUGCCGCAGCCACCGGCGGUGGUGCAGUUGAUGGACUUGGAGCACACAGAGGCCCCACCCAUGAACAGUGGACACGACGGCCUCAAGCUGACCAGAAAGAAGCAGCUGCAGCAGCAGCAUUUCCCCACACCAGCCACCGCAACCACUUCACCCACCGUGGAAAGCAAGACCAGAGCAAGCAAAUCCACCAGAGCCACCAGAACCACCAGAACCACCAUAACAACGACAACGGCAACAACCGCAAUUGAAUCGGAAAUGGAAAGGAUCCCAACCACCACCAGCAGUAGUGCGAGCAGCAUCACCGCCCCGCAACCACCAACUCCCAUCUCCAGCUCCGGUGAUGAUUCCAGUUCCGGAACGGGACAUGAGCCAGUCCUGGUGCCCGUGCACAAUGGGUACUUGGGUCCGAUUUUCAUGGGUGAGAAAACGUUUAGUGUGGUGCAUCCGCUGAAGAAACCACAUCCACCCAACCACCAGCACGUUGCCUCAAUCGAGUCCCAGCUGCGCGACGGACGUAUUGUGGAGAUCCUGGCGCCGACGUCAUUGCUCGAGAAGAAUACGGAGCCAGCCAACAUUGGCCCCAGCAGCACUACAGAAACAGCCACACCCACACUCGAUCCAGCUUCUAUAUCGUCGAUUUCGGUGCUGUCUACCACGGUCUUCCAGGUGCCUGAGAUACAGACCAGCACCACUCGCUUACCCAUGCCCAUGAGCGGUGGCCUAGAGCUUUCCGGCCCGGCGCCACCGCGCACAGAGUCUAAGAUCUCAGACAUACAGAUAGAGGUGUAUGACUCCACGGUGGACUCCAUUGUGGCAUCGACCAACUUCCGCGACAACGAGGGCUACUAUCCGCUGCCAGUGGAGGCGGAGUCGGGCACCACCGGACCACCUCGACCACCAGUGGGACCGCCCCAGGAGCGGUUCACCCAAUAUGUGAUCGACCGCGCCGAUGUCUCCACUCAGCCCGCCUCGGGUGGAUCGCUUCUGGGUAAACCCGAGCCGGCGGCCAUUGAGAUCCACAUCAACGUGUCCGAGGCCUUUGGCAGUGAGAGCGAGGAUCUGGAGUUUUCUUACCGCCAGCCGCAGCCGCAGCUGAAGUCGAGCAAGCCCAGCGACGAGAUUCUCGUGGUGGAGAUCAUCGAUAGCGGCAACGGGGACAACAGCAGCACAGAGAGCUCGUCGAGUGGCGAGCACAUUAAUCCGAUAUUCACCUUCCGCUCGGAUACGGCAGCCAAUCCCCCUCCUGCGGUGCGUCCGCCCCAGCUCCAGGAUGCGGAUGAGCUCUUUAUGGCAGACCUCAAAGAAGGUGAAGGCGUGCCUCGACCACCACCUCCGCCCCCCCCACCGCCCCCACGGAAGCCCAGCAUCGAUCGCGACUCUGACACGAUCUUCUACAUUUCCAACACGGAGGUGAAGGUGGGCGAAUCCCUGCCCACGGGCAGUCCUGGAAGUGAUCAGCUCCAGCAGCAGCGCAAGUUCCAGCUAGAGAACCAGUUCUUCCCGGCCAGCUACGUGAUGGAGCAACAGCAACUGCAACAGCAGCGAUCCUCCCUAGCCACGCCUCGAUACGAGGAGGACAUUAUUCUCUCGCCUGUGCACAACACAGCCGAUGCUUUGAAAAUCUUCCGCAGUACGGGUCCGAGCAGCGGCGAUGGAGCUCCACCUCUGGAUGUCACCUACGUGGGAGAGUCAGUUAUCGAAGUAGAGCAGCAGCCGCAGAGUGCAAGCACCACCCAGGCACCCUUGGGAGGAGGCAGCGGCAGCUCACCCCAGUCAGACAUCAUCAUUCAGCCGGCCGUGCUGCCUGAUCUGGCCAUUGGAGUGCCCGUGAUCGGGGAGCUGCCACCACAGAUCGAACUAAAGGAGAUCGACUAUAUGCCCGGAGAGUUGGGUGGGAUGGGCAUUUACGAGAAUGACAUCCAGAGCAACAGCAUCGGCAUGGGCAUAGGCGUCGACAGUGAUCCGGAUGUGAUUGAGAGCUCGAUCCAGUAUGGAGGAGAUCUCAUCGAUGAUGGGGCAGGCGGCGGCUUCGACGGCGUUGAGGGUUCCUAUCCCUUCGAGAGCCCAUCCCAUCGCCAGUUACAGGAUGGUGACCACCCGGGUCGCGGACAGGAUCAUCAGCCCCGCCAUUCGGCUGUGAGUCAUCUGCACCGAGAGCAACCCCCCAUGGCGGAGCUUGUAAACGCCACUCUGCUGCAGCACAACGAGAACGUUUCGGUUGGGGGAGAGGCUGGGUCUGGGUCCGUCUCGGCCAUGGCCCCUCUCCUCUCUAGCGGCGCUGGCAGUGGGCAGGCGAUGAGCAAUGUCACAGCCCUGUCCGAGGACCAUUUGGACGACUUUGACGGUUAUCUCAAUCUUUUUGCCGUCUCCAUGGGCCUCGUCAUUGUCAUUCUACCCUCGGCCCUGCUGAUCUCCAUGUACUGUGCCAUUCGUUAUAUGCUGAACAAACCCGCCGGAAAGGGGCUGUGCGGCGCCCGUAGCGAUGACAGCGAGCAGGGCAAGGACUCCAAGAAUGAGGACAUCUCGAGGAACGCGCGAGAGACGAAGAUGCACACGGACAAGGACGGAGUUUUUGUGGUAGAAGUGGCGCGCGGCAUCGACUCCAAGCAGGCGGCUGACAUCCCCGGCGCCGUUCCCGAGACAACCGACCUGCCCUUCGACACCAAACUUCAGCAGGCCAACGGUCUGCAAAUAGUGGACGAGCAGACCCUUCCGCCUAGCCACGAGCAGGUCCAGAUCCAUGCCCCACCCAGCGAUUUCGCCAAUCCUAUCCCAGCCCCAUCCAAUCCCACUGUUGGAGUCGGGGUCCUCCAUCUCAUCGAAGAGGCGGAGGAGCAGAUGUUGGAGGAUGCUGCCAGGCCACACCAAGAGGGGGCUAUCGCUAUCGCCCAAACUGGACUCUCCCAGUCCGAUCUCAGUUCCACCUCAUCGACCGAUUCCAACAAGCGUUACUCCUACGGCAACCAGGAGCUAUAUGUCAUCGAACAGUCUGGAUAUGCCACCAGUUCACCCACAGCCCAGCCAAUAUUGCCAUCUAUCAAGCCAAAGGAGCACGUCGAGGAUGACCAAGGCCCCAUCGGAGGGGAGCAGAAUGACCCGACUGUAGUUUUGGAUACCCAAAAGCCUGAGACUAAGAACGACAGUGAGGAGCAGCAAACGAAUGAGCAAAAUCAACCAGAGAAAGCGACAGAUCCAGAGCAGAAGACAGACCCGGAGCUAACAACAGAGUCUAAGAUAGAUUCGGAGAUCAAGUUAAGUCCUGGGAAAAUACCCGAAUUGGAGAUGCAGGGCAAACCGGAUCCAGAGAUGAAGACUAAACCAGAGCCGGAGAAACCGUCGGAGACCCAGUUUGAGCUAAAUGAAGAAGCCAAGCCGGAACAGGAACCGGAAAUCGUAGCCGAAAUGGAUCUCGAACCCGAGAACACUUACGACAGUCUCAUGAGUCUGCCGGCCCCACCAUCCACCGAGGAGAUCAAAGAGCUGAACGAUUUCUCUCUCAUCGAGUCGAACCAACUGGACUCUUUGCCCCCACCGCCACCACCGCCUCUAGCCGAAGCCGACACCACCAAUGGAAAGCCAAAGAAAGAAGCUGAGAAGGAGAAAGAUGGGACAGCAUUUAAGUCCCAGGCUAUCAUCAGCAACGGGAACGGGAACGGGAUGGUUAAGGUCUCCUCCGACAAUAGUGGUCCAGAGGAGCCGGCCACCCUAACGCCGCCCGCUUCACCACCGUCGCCACAGUCACCGACCACGGGCGUAAUCUAUGGCUCCAACGGCCUCACCAAUGGCCUCCAUACCCUGGCUGUGGUCGAUGUGAACGGCAGUUAAGAAAGGCCAGGUAAGAUCAGAGAUAGAAGAGAUGAUUCCCGAAGAUCCUGUGAGAGAGAAGCAGCAACAGAAGAAGGGAGGAGCGUUUUUUUUGCAUCGGACCUCGUAGAGAUCUCAAAGCGCGAAUAGUUCCCUCUAGGGUGUAAGGAAUACUAGAAAUACUUAAGAUAAUAUCCCAAACGGUGGCAAAGAAAAAACAAAGUGAAACCGAACUCCAAGUGGGGAAAGUGAAAUAUUUAAAUUAAAAUAUACAAGAAAACAAAAAAAAUAAUAGAAAGUUUCCACUUUAAAGUUUGUUGAUUUUCAAAUAUUACGAAUAACAAUUACACGCGAAUAAUAUAAAUAAAUCAUAAUUAAUUGUUUGUCUU
This is a messenger RNA of Drosophila persimilis, 4703 nucleotides long. RefSeq lists its product as uncharacterized. NCBI's taxonomy places the organism in Eukaryota, Metazoa, Arthropoda, Insecta, Diptera, Drosophilidae. The record is from RefSeq and is a predicted model, not a curated record. The transcript is spliced from 4 exons. The coding region runs from base 70 to 4335 and encodes 1421 amino acids.